Messenger RNA from Haemonchus placei, 1440 nucleotides. NCBI's taxonomy places the organism in Eukaryota, Metazoa, Nematoda, Chromadorea, Rhabditida, Trichostrongylidae. The record is from the annotation of a GenBank genome assembly.
AUGUCGGAAAUUGUGGGCUUGUCAAUGAACAUUAAGGGCCGACAUCGAGCAUGUCAGUAUCCAAAUUGUAUUCGCAGAUAUGGAGUAAUCAUUGCGAAAAAACGUGCUGGAAUGGUUGAAGUCACCAAAAAAAAUGUAAAGGCUGACAUGGUCAUCAGAGGAAAAGCGUACUUCCCGAAAGCGGACUACAGACCGUUAGAAGUGAAACUGCCUCAAAUUUUGGGGCACCGUUUCGAGAGAAGAAAGAAGGAGGUACUUCCCGAAAGCGGACUACAGACCGUUAGAAGUGAAACUGCCUCAAAUUUUGGGGCACCGUUUCGAGAGAAGAAAGAAGGAGCAGGGUACCACUACUGUGGACCUGUUAAGAUCGCUCGUCUUCCUCCGUUCACAAUAUACGGAUGCAACGGCAUUGUCAAUACAAAAGGAAAGGCGAAAGAUUCCAAAUGGAGCGAUGAGUGGGCGAAGAAGGCACUGGAAUGGCUGAAGUCACCCGAAAGUGUAAAGGCUGACUUGGUUAUCAAAGGAAAAGAUGUCCACGUUGGGGACAAGGUCGACGCAGAAGUAUCCCUACAGCAAGAAGACAAAAUAACAACUUCGACAGUAGUGCUACCUCCAGGACGCACGACUCAGAGCUGUCUACUACAAAGUCACUCCGUAGGACAACUACAAUGUUCAACGCGGCAUGCAGCAGAGCAAGUCAAUUCCGUUUUCUCGCGCAAUAUAUGUACAUGCACGACGGCUCUACAUAGCACUUGCAGUAAUGGAAACGUACGAGAUCGUAUGGACUCCCAACCCUUCCACAGGCUUCGAAAAACUUCACAGUUUUCGGAUCCAACAACAACAUCUACGCAAGAACAAACGCCGGAUCUGCAAUACAACUCCACAUAUUCGCCGGCCGAAAAUCUCCGCAUAACGACACUAAAGCACAUCAGCUGUUGUCAUGUAGAAACAACCCCCUUAUCUGGCUGCUAUAGCUGCUUUACCGGAGCCUCAACAACUAUGUCCUGCACAAGCGACAACCACGAAGUACUGGCACAAGUCAAAUGCGGUCAACAUUCUCAUGCAAUCAGAUGUACUGAAUAUGGCUUCCUCAACACUGUUUUCUUCAUGUUCGACACUCCAACCAUAGCAGCCGACUGCAUCGCUGCUUGUCCGAGAGGGACCAUGAACUUCACGAUAGAAGGAUCUCUCGUCUUUGUCAAUGAAAAGGCAUUCUCUUCAGACACCAAUGCAACACAAGUCGAAUGGCAAGUGCAAAACGAUCUGUUGUAUGUGAAUGACAUUUUCGACAAUUUCAAGAAUAAUCUCAUAGCAUUUGUGUAUGGUAUAGCAUCAUUCUUCGAUUUAUGGAGCUAUUUUUUUCUCCUCAUCAUCGCACUAGUACUAUUGAACCUCCUUUUCAGAAUCGGUUCCAAAAAGUCUUACGAUAAAGUCCAUUAA